This is a messenger RNA of Penicillium canescens, 1839 nucleotides long. RefSeq names its product DUF2841 domain-containing protein. The transcript has 9 exons. Bases 1 to 1839 code for a protein of 612 amino acids. NCBI's taxonomy places the organism in Eukaryota, Fungi, Ascomycota, Eurotiomycetes, Eurotiales, Aspergillaceae. The record is from RefSeq and is a predicted model, not a curated record.
AUGGACUCUGACUCUAUCCAACCAGUCUUUGAUGUUAACGAUAAAUCUAUAGACCCGUGCUUCAUGGCGCAGGCAACAAUUCCAGCCGACACACGUCUGGACAAAUUGACUUACACCUACUUUGUGCUCAUAUAUAUCGACGCAGAUGGCACAGUUCGUCUACAAGUCUCACAGUCAAUCGCAAAUAAUUGGCCGGCGGUACAAUCCGCUAGGUUGAUUGAUGAAUUUCUGAGAGUCGUGAUGAAACACGGCAUGUUAGUGUCGCCCAAGCGAGCGAUGACAAUGAUUGCCAACACUUUUCACUCAUUGCAGGUGGCUCAGGUACCCUACACUGGGACGAAUCUUGGGAUUAAGGGCCAAAUUAAGGGCCACAUGCGAAAUCCGGUCGCGGCAGAAGCUCCCUUUCAGCGUACAGUGUGGCCAUUCUACAACCAGUCUAAAUUCCGCUUGCCUACUGAACUUCUCUCACUUAACUUGAAGGAUGAUUGCAACAAUAGUUCUAAUAUGAAUAACGACAAGAGAGCCAUGAUAUCCGUCAACAACCGAGAUCACUUGACCUUGUAUUAUACAGAGGCCUUCGAGAGUCUACAACAGAGAAAUUGCCGAAUCCUUGCGAAAGCCUAUAUCAAGCUUGUGGAGCCUCGCAAGCAGGUGAACUAUCCAUACAAUGGACGAAAGAUUGUUUCAGGGGCUACAAGGCAGUUUGAUCCCCAGGUGACUAAACCACCGUGGUGGCCUUCUGGAGUAAGCUAUCGGGAGCCAGAUCACCUCCCCAAAGUUGAACGCAUUCGACUUCUGGUUCACAUUCUUCGCGAGCUGCGCAUCAGCCACGGGAUUUCAGUCGCAAAACUUCAAGAAGCUGAUCAGCCAAUCCGCUCUCAGAUUUUUCCACCCGAGCGAUUACAGAUCCUGGAUGAGCUGUACCAAGUCAGGCAACAAGAAGAGCAGAUCUUAAUGCGAACAAACGAUGAACAAACCAUAGCUUGGAACUCUAGUGCAAAUCUUCCGAAAUCAGCGGGAACAGAUGCUAGCACUACAGACGGCAGCGGAGACAUCAGCCCAAUUAACCCAGCCACCGUUCGAGAACCCGAGCCUUUUAUAGGCUGCCCGAGAUACGUCUCUACUGUGGAUGCCCCCGAUGGAGAGUUCUCCACAGAUUCAUCGUUGAGCCAUAAUGCCCGCCCAAGUCAAAUCGCAGAUAUCAAGCCCGAACAACAAAUAAUUGAGCAUCAAUCAAAUUUUGACUCUCUGUGUGUCUCCACACGUGUUCUAAAGAGGAAAUGUGACUUCUUUGAGACCUACCCGGUUAAUGCAAGACCUACCCGCCUUGCUCAUGAUUCUCCACCUACUCCAAGUGCUAGUCAGCCAGUUUACGGCACUCCUUACUACCUUCAGUACCCGGAAGCCUUUCUAACCGGGUCUUCAUUCACGGAUCUGUCGCCAGAUAGCACAGUGAAAGCCAUCGCUAAGUCACAUGUUAAGCUCGUCGAGCCACGAAAGCAGGUACUCUAUCCUUAUAAUGGGCGUAGAGUCAUCUCUGGCGUAUCGCAACCCCUCGACCCCGAACUCACUAAGCCCGGAUGGUGGCCUGUCGGUGCUCUACACAGAGAACCGGAUCAUCUCCUCAAGCCUGACCGACUUCGCCUGCUAGUCCAUAUACUAUGUGAGCUCAAAGAUACUCACGGCAUAAUAGUGGACAAACUUCGGAGCGCUAGUCAAGAUGUACGCCGCCAGGUCGCGCCGGCAAACCGACUAGAAAUCCUAGAUGAGAUUUAUUUCGUACGGCAGGUGGAAGAGCAAUUUCUGGACGGAGAGAUUCAUGCGAACACCCUGAUCUAG